UCGAUAGUAUACUUGAUAACACUCAUCGCUGCUUGACAUGAGGCGUUAAUUCUAAUAGAACAAUCAACACAACAAUACUUAACUGACAAAAUGAGCGCACGACACAGAGGAGGAAAAUCCAAGCGUGGUUCGGCUGGCGGCUCAUAUCGGAACGUUAAAUCAAAUCACAACUGCCAGCGAAGCUUUGCCCAACAGGAGAAUGAACUGGCCAAGGGUAAUGACGACAACACAGACUCUGACUCGGAUUCAUCAUCUGGCAGUGACAACAAUGCUACAGAUAGUCUUGGUCAGUCACCUGAUUUCCCGGUUGCCAUGUGGGAUUUGAAUCACUGUGAUCCCAAGAAGUGUUCGGGCAGGAAACUGGCGCGACUGGGUCUCAUUGGCAACCUGCGUUUGGGUCAAAAGUUCCCAGGUCUUGUCCUUUCACCGGUCGGCCAAUUAUGCGUUAGUCCACAAGAUCGUGAAACUGUAAAGACGGCUGGAGUGGCAGUCAUUGAUUGCUCGUGGGCGAAAUUGGAUGAGACACCGUUCAAUCGGAUGCGUAGUCCGCAUCCUAGGUUGCUGCCGUUUUUAGUAGCCGCCAAUCCCAUCAAUUACGGCAAACCAUGUAAAUUGAGCUGUGUGGAGGCGAUAGCAGCAACUCUCUACAUCUGCGGCUUUACCGAGGAGGCGCGCUGGUUCAUGGGCAAGUUUUCGUGGGGACACGCGUUCCUUGAGCUGAACGAGAAGCUCUUGAAUGCAUAUGCGGGUUGCAAGAAUAGCGACGAGAUUCUAAAAGUGCAAAAUGAAUAUCUGGAGGAGGAACAAAAGGAGCGCGAUAAGCCCAGGGAUUUGAAGGAGUUUUAUCCAACCAGCAGCAGUAGCAGCAGCAGUGAAAGUGAAAAUGAGAGCUAG
Molecule: messenger RNA, 894 nt
Organism: Drosophila nasuta
Lineage: Eukaryota; Metazoa; Arthropoda; Insecta; Diptera; Drosophilidae
Product: 18S rRNA aminocarboxypropyltransferase
Exons: 1
Coding region: 91-894 (267 amino acids)
Biological process (GO): maturation of SSU-rRNA
Molecular function (GO): rRNA small subunit aminocarboxypropyltransferase activity
Source: RefSeq, a predicted model, not a curated record